This is a messenger RNA of Scomber japonicus (chub mackerel), 1118 nucleotides long. RefSeq lists its product as uncharacterized. Gene Ontology annotation, biological process: mitotic cell cycle checkpoint signaling; establishment of localization in cell; mitotic sister chromatid segregation. The record is from RefSeq and is a predicted model, not a curated record. Gene Ontology annotation, cellular component: nuclear body; kinetochore; dendrite. The transcript has 9 exons. The coding region runs from base 23 to 1111 and encodes 362 amino acids. Lineage: Eukaryota; Metazoa; Chordata; Actinopteri; Scombriformes; Scombridae.
CGCCGCGGAUAUUUGAAAAAAGAUGGCGGAAGUGAGCGCUGUGCUGCAGCGGUGUGAUCCCUCUCUCUUGUCUCUCUGUGGAGACUCUGAGCAGCCGGACUGUGUCGAGGCGUCCAAGAUGUUCCUCUACCUCACGGACAGUCGGCGGCUCCAGAAGGUUCUGCUGCGUCAGCUCUUCGUUCUGGACUCGAUGACGUCGCUGCUGGAGGAUCUGCAGUCGGCCCAGCAGCUGCUGACCCUGGCCUGCCCCCCCCAGCCUGACGGCGGGGCUCGCAGCAGGUGGAAGGCUCUGAAGGUGGAGUGCAGACAGGAAGUGGAGGAGACGGAGACGCUGCUCAGAUCUCUGCAGGAACGAAUCCAACGAAUCACAGAGAGACGACACACACUGACACAGCUGAUCCACCAGCUGACCAGCAAGAAGCAUCUAUUUGAACAUGUGGAGGAGUCUCUGCAGAAGGCCCAUAAUGCAUUGCAGCUGUGUGACGGUCAGCUGACCCAGCUGAGGGCGGAGUCUGAAGCGGCUCUGGGCCACCUGAUUGGCUGGCAGCGUCUCCGAGAUGAGCUGCAGGUGUCGGUUGCCACGGCGCAGGACGUCAUGCACAUCAAGCUGCUGUCCUUCAACCAAUCAGAGCUGAGCGUGGAGCUGAGGACCCGCCCCUCCUCCGAUCACAACGAGUCGUCCAAUGAGCUCGAGCCACUGAAGCUGUCCGUCACCUGGCGCCAUGACGACCACUUCAGACUGCAGGUGUUGGACGGGGCAGGUGUGGUAGAGGACAGUGUAUCAGGCCGGCGGUGUGAGUUGAGCGCCGCCCUGCUGGACGUGAUGCAGCUCUACGUCGGUCAGGCCGACCUGCUGACUGAGAUCCAGACGCUCAGGUCCAGUUUUGCUAUAGACUGGCGUCCUGCUCAGCGUCUCCUCGUCUACCUGAAGACGGCGUCUCUCGUGUGUCACCUGGAGGUGGAGGACGGUUACCCGGGCAACGGGCGAGCUCGCCUGCUGUCGGUCUGCCGAAACGGAGAAACUGUCGACACGUCUGGACUGAAGCCUCAGAAAACGGACCCGCGGCUCACUGACUGGCUGCUUCUCCUCCACAGCAGCCCGCUCAUCUGACCCUCAC